This is a messenger RNA of Schistosoma spindalis, 2489 nucleotides long. The record is from the annotation of a GenBank genome assembly. Lineage: Eukaryota; Metazoa; Platyhelminthes; Trematoda; Strigeidida; Schistosomatidae.
AGCGCGUGGUCUGUCCUGUUGCGCUACCAAGUGGGUUAGUUUACUUCUGAUUCGUAAGACAUGGAAUGUGACAAGUGUCAAGUGGAACAUUAUAAAAAUGCGACGCCACAGUUCCCUUGCCAUGUUAUAUCUGCCAUUUCACUGUUAUUCUCUAAUAUAUUUAGUGGUACGUCGUACUACUAAUCAAUAUGCCCAUUUUAUGAGCUUUCUCUAAUUUGGUGUUCGUACUGAAAUUCUCCACGGAACUCGUUAUUGGUAGACUUACAAACUUACAGAUACACUUGCAACGUUGCAAAACCGUACAGGUUUAUUAACAAUAGUAUACAAAACCCGAACUAAGGAAACCUAAUCUGUAACUGUGUUUGGAGGUUUAGUUUACUGACCAGAGCUGACUGACAUUAUUUAAUUUGUAUGUACAAAUUGGGAAUUAGUAUUAUAACCUGACAAUUAUCGUGAUCAUUUUCGUUCUAGUUAUUGACACAAAAAGGUUCCAGUCGUCGUUUGGUCUUCAAUAUUAAUAUGCUACGAUCAUCUUUUCUUUGUAAUUCAAAAAAGUGGAAUCUACUGCACAGACUUGUUCAUUCAGAAGCUAUCACUUAUACUGAGCAUGGCGAUCCAGAACAGGUUUUACGUUUCUCAUCCACUCCAGUACAUCCGUUUGCAAAUGACGAGGUUUUGGUAAAAGUUUAUGCAGCUCCUAUUAAUCCAUCGGACAUCAACACGAUACAAGGCACUUAUCCAAUCAAACCAAAACUACCUGCUGUUGCUGGGAAUGAAGAUUAUUGCCUGUGGGAAGAAUGUGGAUGGUUUCUCUGUAGGCGAUACAGUUAUUCCUUUGGAAUUAGCGUCAGGGACAUGGCAAACAUACUGGUGUGGUAAAGCUGAUAGUUUCUUGAAGAUAAAACAUCCCAUCCCGAUAACUUAUGCUGCAACAUUAGCAAUUAAUCCUAGCACUGCACUUCAUUUACUUAAUAAUUUUGUAGAACUUCAAAAGGGCGAUAUUUUGAUUCAAAAUGGUGCGACUAGUGCUGUUGGAAUAUAUGUGAUCCAAAUCGCGAAAAUAUUAGGAUUUAAUACAGUGAACCUGUUUCGUGAAAGAGAUACACCUGAAGCCACAGAAGAAACACGCAAUCUUCUUAAAAGUUAUGGAGGUACAUGGUGUCUCACAGAGUCUGAAUACAUGGAACGAGCAAAAGAACUAGGCCCUUUUAAACUUGCAUUAAACUGCUUAGGGGGGAAACCUGCAUCGAUCUUGGUAAAAAACCUAAGUCAUUCCGGGACUAUGGUUACAUACGGUGGAAUGACACGAAAUCCAAUGCCCUUACCCGUUGGUCCAUUCAUUUUUAAAGAUAUCAGUUUACGCGGUUUUUGGCUGUCUAAUUUUAAUCUACGUCAGUCUACUUCAAAAAGACAACUUACUGUCGAUCAAUUAUCAAAAUGGUUUUCUGAAGAUCUCAUUAGACCCUCACCAUUUGAAGAAAUUCCUUUCAAAGAUUGGCGUAAGGCGUUGCAUAUGUCAUUAUUCAGUGAUUCAACACCAACAAGUAUUAGGAAAAAGUCUGUUUUGAUUAUGGAAUGAUGUAAUAAUUUCUAUUGUAAAUUACUGUGUAAAUUGUAAUAUUACUGAGUUAGUCGCUGUUUUGCUUUUUUAUCUCCAGAACUUAAAAUUCCUACUGUUUAGAUCUUACUUAUACACCGACUUGUAAUUACCAUUCUACAAAUUUUAUUCAUUCGUUGGUUGUAUUUUGACUUCAAUUCAAGAAAAUAAUUUUCAAAACCAUCUUUUUUGUACCUUUACAUCUGUAUAGUAUACUAAGUAGCGUAUAAAUUAUAUAUUAGAUUUAGGAUUUUGGUUCGUUAAUUUAGAGUCGUUUAUCAAUCAAAAUAAUAUUUGUUGCUUUCAAAGUGUUUAUAUUCAUCGCUGCUUCAAAUUAAACAACAUAGGUUAGCUCUAGGUUUUGACCGAAGUUUAUUGGUCAAUAUAUAUAUAUAUAUAUAUAUAUAUAUAUAUAUAUAUAUAUAUAUAUAUAUAUAUCAGGUAACCUAUUGCAUGUCAACUUUGUAUAUUAUUUAAGCGGCGAAUAGUAAUGUCAUGACUUUUUUUAUUGUAAACUAAUAAGUAUUCGGAAAAAGAAAGAACGGCCAUAUUUUCAGAAUACUAUGAAUCCACUGUAUUUUGUUGCUUUUUUCUUCGGCUAUAUGCGAACUAACUCACCUGAUUGUGAGUUGAACUCACACGUCUGUUCUUUUGCCAGAGUUCGUAUAAAUCUUUUUUACCUUAAAUAUCGUCGGACUAUCACCCGAAGGAUUUACAAAAACCCUGUUAACACGUUUAUUUUUAAUAUCUUUCACAUUUCAAGCAACUUAUUUUUUAUCAAUUGGCAGUCCUUUUUUCAACAUUUUGUUAAUAGUCGAAAACAAUUAGGCUUAUUAACUUGUACGUAGCUUAAGAGAAGGCAACGAAAUACAAUAAAUCCCUCGUCUUCUCC